This is a messenger RNA of Paramacrobiotus metropolitanus, 2400 nucleotides long. Its product is annotated as multiple C2 and transmembrane domain-containing protein 1-like. Gene Ontology annotation, molecular function: calcium ion binding. Gene Ontology annotation, cellular component: synaptic vesicle membrane. Gene Ontology annotation, biological process: regulation of neurotransmitter secretion. The transcript has 4 exons. The coding region runs from base 546 to 2327 and encodes 593 amino acids. The record is from RefSeq and is a predicted model, not a curated record. NCBI's taxonomy places the organism in Eukaryota, Metazoa, Tardigrada, Eutardigrada, Parachela, Macrobiotidae.
UAUUUUGCGCGGAUUACUAACUUGUAAGUAGUAAAACGAAUAUAAUAAAAAUUACAGUUUCUACCUACCUUUAGAUAUAGUCGUGGUGUUUUCCCGCGUAAAUUGACUUUGAGUUUGAGUUAAGCAUUUUUGAAGAACGUAGUGGGUAGGAUAGCCAUAGCUAUCGACGUAUUGAUCGCUUGUUUAUUUUUGCUUGGCACGCAUCGCUCCCGCUAUAUGGGUUCAUAAUGCAUCUCCAGAGCUGAAGACUUUUUCCGGUGGAAGGAUCUGCUGUGGCUUUGCAACAUUGCAGUGCUACGUACGAUACAACUACAAUCAGCUUAAUGACAGCACCACACCUAAACUACCGCUGAAUCAGCCAUGCUGCGUUCGUUAUUUAAGGAGCGGACUACAUCCGCGCAUGUUGAUGUGGGUACGUAGAGAAAUCGGAGGCAGUCAAAAUUGUUAGUCGAGUCGAUAUAUUGCCGGAGCGGAAAUGAGAGGUAUUCGGUGAGAAGACGUUGUUGAUCCCUGCAGAAUUGCAUAAUCUCGCACCUGCCUAAAGAAUGUCGACAUCAGACUCUGUUUUCCCUUCGUCCAGCCAAAUUCCGUCCGACCACCGUACUCAAGUGACGGUAUUCCUUUACGAAGCCAAAGACUUACCACCGAUGGAUCGCAACGGUCUAAGCGACCCUUUCUGCAAAUUCCAGAUCGGCAACUCCAAAUUCCGAUCGCGCAUCAUCCGCAAAACGCUGAAUCCGCAGUGGAUGGAGGAAUUCAAUUUCUAUCUGCAGAAAUCUGACAGUCGUGUACUGAAUGUCAGCGUGUGGGAUUGGGAUCGGGCGCUGAAGAACGAAGUGAUGGGACGCGGACAGGUUGAUCUCGCGGUGUUGUCGUACGGAAUCAGACACGAUCUCUGGGUGAACAUUAUCGAAAAAGGAAGCCAUCGGGGUUCGGUGCAUCUCUCAAUUUUGUUGCAGGACAGUAGCAAUAAAAAGCAGCGUAAAAUCUCUAAAGAGAAUGGGGAUGUUGUAAUGAAGAAUGAUGCGGAAGUGGUCGACGAUCUGCACGAAUGGGACAAUUUGUCGUUGAAUUCCGACGACGUGCCGGAACCAACCACACCCACAAUCCGGAAACCGUUGGGAUUGUUAACGGUCUACCUGCAGAAAUUAUCCGAACUAAUCGCCGUGCAAGACGCUGGUGGAAGUGUUGCCAAGAAUGUUUACUGUAUUCUGCAAUUAGGACGGGUGAAAUAUCAGACACAUAAUGUAUCGCGAAACACUAGUCCGGAAUGGAACAGCGAAUACGAAUUUCCGGUAUAUGAUGUGCACGCGGCAUUGGAAAUCGUGGUUAUGGAGAAGGAUGCCAAAGGCAGGAAAAACAUUCUAGGCUGUCUGGCAGUUCCGCUGCUCAACGUUCACUCGGGUGUUCGCAAGGGAUAUAGGUUGAAGGAUGCGAGACUGAUGCGAUUUCUCCAGCCAACGGUCUGGCUGCAGAUGAACUUGGCUUAUGAUCUCACUUUGGCGGCGUGGAGAACGCUUCAGCCACAGGAAGUGGUCGGGUCUGAACUGGACAAAAAACCUGGAAGUCAGAUGUUGGUACAUAAAGUUAAUCAAAUUCGACGCGUAGUAAGCAUUUGCUCCGACGCUCUGGAUCUCCUUCGCGCAUUGUUAUCUUGGGAAAUUCCUACCUACUCCAUCAUUGCCUACGUCCUGUAUAUCUUUAUCGUGUACUUUUUCCAGUUGUAUUGGAUACCAGUGUUUUUGUUAGCAUCAUUCUUAAAAGGGUAUAUUGAUCGGCUAUCCAACCAGAACAGCGACGCUCCGGAAACUGAAUAUGAGGCACAGUUUGACAACGCUUCUGGUGAGGCUUCCGUGGUAUCGUCGGCUUCAACUUCUGGAUCGAGAACAACGGAAACCUGGAAUCCCCUGACCAGAUUUAGAGCAACCAGCGAGUUAUUACAAAUGCUACCGGAAAAUCUCAGUUCAAGGACCUUUUGGCGGAAAGUGUUCAGUCGCGAAACCGGCAGCAAUUUGGUGAAUAAUGCCCGCACAGCACACGACCAAGCACGAUUUGUACAGCAUGUUCUGGAAUUUUUGGCAGACGUUUAUGAAAGACUAUGCAACACAUUUAAUUUUACUGUACCGUGGUUGUCAUUCAUGGCCGUUUAUAUGCUGUGUGGUGCCAUGGUCUUAUUUUAUGUGUGCUCUUUUCGCACCAUAUUACUGAUGUGGGGAACGUACGAAUUUUCCAAAGGUUAUUUUGGAUAUAAUAAUUUCGAGCUGCUAGCGUUUUUAUCUCGUGUGCACACAAAACACGAACGAAAGAUGUAUAAAGAAAUGGUUUAGAUUUAUUAUACUUAAGUACCGACUGUGAUAAUAUAUGUGAGCAAUACGUGCGCAAGCGGAAUAAAAAGAACGC